AUGUCCAAUAAUAAUCGAGAAGAAGACACCGCCGGAGAUUUUCGACAGCCCACAGGUUCGAACCUCCAAAUGCAAGCGUUGGUAGAAGCGGAAACUCCUAGGGGACAACAACAGGACAACCCCAAUAGGCAAAAAGGUGGGUGUGUUCCGUGGAGGAAUGUUGAGGAAGAGGCUGAGUCAGAGGAGUUUGAUGAGCCAUAUUUGAACCGAGGCAGGUUUGAGCGUGGGUAUGGGAAUAGAGAAGCUAGGAUGGGUAGGCCUAGGAGGGAUAAUGAUUUAGGAAACAUAAAGAUUAAAAUCCCAUCUUUUCAAGGUAAAAAUGAGUGGGAAACUAAAAUGGAGAUGGUGUUUGAUUGUCACAACUACUUGGAGAUAAAGAAGGUUAAGUUGGCUGCAAUUGAAUUCACCGAUUAUGCCAUUAUUUGGUGGGAUCAAUUACUGAUUAAUAGGAGGAGGAAUAGAGAGCCACCCAUGGACACUUGGGAGGAGAUGAAAAUUCUUAUGAGGAAGUGUUUUGUACCCAGCCACUAUUAUAGGGGAUUGUAUCAAAAUUUACAUAGGUUAAAUCAAGGUUCCAAGAGUGUGGACGAGUAUUACAAGGAGAUGGAGGUAGCUAUGAUUCGGGCUAAUGUAGAAGAGGACAGGGAAGCCACCAUGGCUAGGUUUUUGCACGGUUUAAAUCGAGAGAUUGCGGAUAUAGUUGAGUUGCAACACUAUGUUGAGCUGACGAAUAUGGUGCAUCAAGCCAUAAAGGUGGAGGAACAACUCAAAUGGAAGGGGUUGGCUAGGAGGGGACAACCUAUGGCUACCACCAGCCUAUGGAAGACAGUUCCAAAAAGGGAUGACCAGCUACAAAAGAAUCCAAAAUUUGAACCCUUGAAUACCAAGCCAAUGACCGCCACUACUUUAGGUAGCACUGGUUCUUCUACUUCUAAAACAGAGAAUGAGGAAGAAGUAGAUGAUGAUGCCAUACCACCUUUGGAGGAUGCUGAUGAUGAGCAAAAUGCUGUGGUUGGAGAGUUAUUGGUAGCAAGGCGAGUUCUCAAUGUGCAGAUUAAGGAGGAAGAAAAUAAGCAAAGGGAUAACUUAUUUCAUACGCGGUGCUUUGUAAAUAACAAAGUUUGUAGUGUCAUUAUCGAUGGAGGGAGUUGUACAAAUGUAGCCAACACUUAUUUGGUGGAGAAAUUUGCCUUAACCACUUUGAAACAUCCUCACCCUUACCGGCUUCAGUGGCUGAAUGAUUGUGGGGAAAUCAAGGUGACAAGGCAAGUGUUGGUGGCGUUAUCCAUUGGGAAGUAUGAGGAUGAGGUGCUUUGUGAUGUCGUUCCUAUGCAUGCAUGCCAUUUAUUGUUGGGAAGACCGUGGCAGUAUGAUUUAAGGGUUACGCAUGAUGGAUUCACGAAUAGGUAUUCUUUCACUCUUAAAAGGAAACUUAUUACUCUUGUUCCAUUAACUCCAAAACAGGAGUUUGAAGAUGUCCUUCUCGAAGAGGUACCUUAUGGCUUACCUCCAAUUCGAGGGAUUGAACAUCAAAUUGAUUUCAUACCCGGUGCAUCCAUUCCAAACCGACCUGCUUAUAGGAGCAAUCCCGAGGAGAACAAGGAGCUUCAGAGGCAAGUAGGUGAAUUAUUGGAGAAGGGGUAUGUGCGUGAAAGCAUGAGUCAUUGUGCUGUUCCGGUGCUAUUAGUUCCUAAGAAGGAUGGAACAUGGAGGAUAUUAGAUGAUAUGUUGGAUGAAUUGCAUGGUUCUUGUGUCUUUACAAAAAUUGAUCUUAAGAGUGGAUAUCAUCAGAUUAGGAUGAAGGAAGGUGAUGAAUGGAAAACUGCUUUUGAGACUAAAUAUGGUUUGUAUGAGUGGUUAGUAAUGCCUUUUGGUUUAACUAAUGCUCCGAGAACAUUUAUGCAUUUGAUGAACCAUGUUUUGCGUGCAUUUAUUGGCAAAUUUGUAGUUGUGUAUUUUGAUGGUAUCCUAAUUUAUAGCAAAAAAUUGGAAGAACAUGUAAUGCAUUUGAAAUCUGUUUUGGAAAUUCUAAGAAAAGAAAAGUUGUUUGCUAACCUCAAGAAGUGCACCUUUUGCACGGAUAAGCUUGUGUUUCUUGGUUUUGUUGUUAGUAAGAGCGAAAUUGAGGUGGACGAGGAAAAGGUGAAGGCAAUCCAAGAGUGGCCAAUGCCUACAACAAUCAACCAAGUGAGGAGUUUCCAUGGCUUAGCUAGCUUCUAUAGACGGUUUGUGCGUGAUUUUAGUAGCUUAGCCACCCCUCUUACUGAAGUCAUCAAGAAAAAUGUGCAGUUUAAGUGGGGGAAAGAACAAGAAAAGGCAUUUAAUCUGAUCAAAGAAAAGUUAACUAAUGCAUCUUUGCUUGUUUUACCUAACUUUGCUAAAACUUUUGAAAUUGAGUGUGAUGCUUCAAGAAGUGAAAAUUUGAGUGGGGCAGCCCUAAAUUAUCCCACUUAUGAUAAGGAGAUGUAUGCCUUGGUAAGGGCUUUGGAAAAUUGGCAGCACUAUCUAUGGCCAAAGGAAUUCGUGAUUCACACAGAUCAUGAAUCUUUGAAGCAUUUGAAAGGACAACAAAGGUUGAACAAGGAAAAGAUGAUGAUUUGA
Molecule: messenger RNA, 2601 nt
Organism: Humulus lupulus (European hop)
Lineage: Eukaryota; Viridiplantae; Streptophyta; Magnoliopsida; Rosales; Cannabaceae
Exons: 6
Coding region: 1-2601 (866 amino acids)
Source: RefSeq, a predicted model, not a curated record